Molecule: messenger RNA, 570 nt
Organism: Acaulospora morrowiae
Lineage: Eukaryota; Fungi; Glomeromycota; Glomeromycetes; Diversisporales; Acaulosporaceae
Source: the annotation of a GenBank genome assembly
AUGAUAGGAAAUGGACCACCUCUUUUUACUAGAAAAGCUAGAGAAGAUCCAUUAUAUUGGAUCUUAGAAUUCAACAGAUUUGUAAUUGCAUCUCAAAUAAACGUUAUAGUUGGUGCAGGAGGAGUUGCUGGUAAAGCAGAAGCAUAUAAUUUAGCUAUAUCAUAUAUGAUUGGUGAAGCAAAAACCUGGUUUGAGAAUAAAAUCAAAAAUAGAAAUUGGCAAUGUGAUAAUAUUCUUGAUAGUACUAGUAUAAAUAUCUUAAAUGCAAUUCGAUUAUUAAAUAAUAGAGACUUAACAGGUAUUAAUGCAAAUCAGUUUCUUGGAGAAGCAUUAGUUGUAAGAAAUAAUGUUAGAAGUGAUAAUACAAUAAUUGGUGCUAAUAUUAUUCCAGUGGGUACAUGGGAUGAAAAUUGGAGUAUAGCUGGAGGGCAUCCUGCACCUAUAGGAACUCCAUCUCCAGCCAAUUAUAUAAAUGCUGGUGCAGAUUGUGCAAGAAGAAUCAAAAAUGAAAGAGCAAUAUAUUCGGAGAUUAAAUUCUAUGAAUCAAUACAAUAUUUGAAUGAUGGCUAA